AUGAGGAGUCACCAUAGAGACAGCAUGCAAAAAAGAUGGCUGCAAAGACAACUGUAGUGUCAGACACAAAGUUAGCGCUAGAGCUGCUAACAAGACUUCAAGAGACGCUAAAUAGAGCUUCUGACAAGAAUGACAGCCUCUUAGAGUCAAUUGAGACCUCUGAAACAAGGGCGCAGGAGAGAGGUGGUGAAGAGGCUUCACUGUUGAGGAACCUCCGUGCACGUCUAGCUGCUACACACGCUCCUAAUGUUGCGUUGAAGAGAGAUCUUGGCACUUUUGCAGGCACCUUUGAGAAGCGCUACAAGGAUCUUGAUGGUUGUCUGAAGGAGAAUCAGGCAUUACAGUUUCAACUGAAGAGAAAUGAAAGGGACCUGGAACAGCGUAUUAAAAACUAUGAGGAGGAAAGAAAGCAGUUUGAGGAAGAGAGAGCUAUUUGGAAGGAGGAGCUGGAGAGAGAGAGAAUUGAAGCCAUUGAGCAAAACGAUAGACUAACGGUGCUAUCAGAACAACUGGCUGGUGUGAAGGUGGAGCUAGACAAAAAGAAAAGUGAUUUGGCCUCUCUGAGAAUUGCCUUUGAGGAAGAGAAGCUAGAGAGACUAAACUCUGACGGGCCAGCACCAGAUUCUGAGGCCGAGGCUCUCAGACUAAAACUGAAAGAACAGGUGAUUCGCAACGUCCAACUGGAGAAUGCUCUACUUCAGACAGAGCUUAGUCUGCAUCAGAAAGAAGGGGCUUUAGUGGAGUUGGGUGGACGUAAUGAUCGUCUCCAGCAAGACAUCCUCCAAAGCCGAAUGGCCUCUUCGAGAGCUGUGAAACAGUUUGAAAAAAGAACAAUGGAAGCUAACAAGAAGCUCUCUCAGAUGAACUCUGAACUCUCUAAUGCCCAUGAGCAUGCUCGGAGAUUUCAAGACAUGUUAGCAGCAGAAAGACGCAAACAGAAAGGACUCAAACAUGCUUUGGAGCAAGAGCUUCAGAAGAAAUCUACAUCAAGAGGAGGAGAUGGUAUGAGCACAGCUGCCCAGAGGGCCUACAUUGACACUCUGUCAGAGACUCUGGUAGGCACAGGCAAAUCUCAAAAUCCAAUGAGAGUGGAUGACGUUGUCAGGAAAAAUGAGGUUGUGUUGGUGGAGAGUGCAAAUCUGAAGGCUGAGAUACGGAGACUUCGAAUUGAAAAUGGUGACCUGAUGAAGAGGGUUCGAUUUGCUGACAGUAAUGCACACUACAUGAGAAACCAAGUGGUGGCUAAUGUGGCAGACAGGGCUGAGCUUGUUAAGAGACUGGAAAAGGCAGAGGCCCAGUACCAUAGUCUGGACCAGUCUCUCUCCAAGCAAGCUGCUGACUGGGUGUCUUCUAAGCAGAAACAGACAAAGUCGGAAAGAGCGAUAAAAUGGACCAAGAUUGAGCCAGUGCCAGUUCUUGGGGCGAGUGAGAGGACGUGGAACAGUGCUCCUAGCUCAGGACGGUCACAGGCUCUCUCAAGGUCCAUACAAGUACACAAGUGGUGAUCCCUUCGUGUUGAGAUCAACGCUUUAUAGAACACUCUGUCAGUGUUUAUUUACAUGUGUGUCAAAUAUUUGGUGGUGUUUGUUUGUGUUAAUUGUCAUUCCAUGGUAACACUUAUACACUUAAUUUAGCGCUAUCUAUGUAAAUCCAACAUUUUGUUUUAACAUGAAUGCCUGUAUACAUGAA
This is a messenger RNA of Halichondria panicea, 1689 nucleotides long. RefSeq names its product myosin-14-like. The transcript has 10 exons. Lineage: Eukaryota; Metazoa; Porifera; Demospongiae; Suberitida; Halichondriidae. The coding region runs from base 36 to 1505 and encodes 489 amino acids. The record is from RefSeq and is a predicted model, not a curated record.